AUGUAUCAAAUACCUCGGAGACCUCAACCUCAUACUGGCACAAAAAACACAGAAAUUAGAUCAUUGGUAAAAAAUUACACCUCCAACUCAGAACUUCAAAACAUCAGCCUCUCCCAUCCGAAACUCCCCCCGUUUCCUCCUUGGACCUCAACCUCAGACUUCAUUGACCUAUCAAUCUACGAUCUCUUCUUUGGAAAAGCAAACACCCCAGAAACAGUAUACAGAAGCCUUUACCAAGAAAAAAUAAACCACCUCAACCAAUUUACUAAGAUCCUCACGGAUGGAUCAAUCUUUAAUGGAUCACGAGGAUGUGCUAUAAUAGUCAAUGACGACAUCUAUAGAUUUAAACUACCUAACUCCUUCUCUAUCUUUUCUUGUAAGGCCUUUGCUAUACUGGGAAGCCUCAACAUAACUGCACAACUCGACCUAGAUAACGUAGCAAUAUUUUCCGACUUAAAAUCGGUGAUCGAAGCAUUAAAAAACUUCAAUUCACCCGACAGCAUCAUUCAACAAUGCCAGUCCAAAAUAAUCAACCUAAACCUAUCAAAAAAAGUCAAAGUAAUCUGGAUCCCUUCCCACGAAGGAAUAACCGGCAACGAACUAGCGGAUAGAGAAGCUAAAGAAGCCACAACCUCUGGCAUUGACUUAACCCAUCAACUUCCUACUACAACAGCUGACUUCAAGAAGACAACCAAGAAACACAUCUACGACAAAUGGAACACUCGUUGGUCCAACGGCCUCUCACACCUACACAAAAGCCGAAAAAACAUAUACGAACCGAGACCACAUAAACAGAGAAGAAUGAACCAAUGCGCCAUCAUUAGACUAAGAAUCGGCCACACUAAAUUCUCCAACGGCCACCUUCUGACCAAAUCCACACCCAAAACAUGCCCAGCUUGCAAUGAACCAGCCUCGGUAAGUCAUGCCAUAGAGUCCUGUUCCGAACUCAACCAGCUGAGACUCCAAUAUAAAAUUCCGAACCAACUGCAAAACACACUCAACGAUGAACGUCACUGCUUACAACUGAUUAAGAUGCUGAAAUCACUUGAAUUAAAUUAUUAA
Messenger RNA from Cotesia congregata, 1062 nucleotides. The record is from the annotation of a GenBank genome assembly. NCBI's taxonomy places the organism in Eukaryota, Metazoa, Arthropoda, Insecta, Hymenoptera, Braconidae.